Peronospora farinosa is the source of this 2910-nucleotide messenger RNA. The record is from the annotation of a GenBank genome assembly. Lineage: Eukaryota; Oomycota; Peronosporomycetes; Peronosporales; Peronosporaceae.
AUGCAGGCACUUCAAGACGCUCAACAGCGAUUUAAUGACCUGGUCAACAAUGACUGGCCCGAACGUGUACCCGUAGACGCCAUGCCGGACUAUAACCCGACGUAUAUGAAGGAAGGGUUUUUACAAAAAAAGGGCCAACGCUUAAAAGGAUGGAAACGACGCUGGUUUGUCUGUGAUGGACGGUCUUUGUCCUAUUAUAUUUCUCGAAAAGACCGCAAACCUAAUGCAGUAAUUCCAUUAGAGGGAUGUACGGUACAAGACGGAGGAUUAAGUGAAACGUGGAAUUCCCCUCGUAUUUACUUGACGGAUCCUGCUUCUGGGAUUAUGUACUGUUUAUCCGCAGAAGAAGGGACAGUUGUGACGCAAUGGUUGGAUGUCCUGCGAGUUGCGGUGACUCGUGUAAACAAUGGGGUGACAUUAAGUGAGACACAUGAAACAGCUGGAACGGGACCAUCUGGACUGGAGAAUCAUAAAGGAAAAGUAGGACAGACGAGACGAAACCAUGGACAACAGAUGUUGACGUCAUCAGAUGAAGAAGAGACUCGAGUUCAUUUUCGACGUGGAACGUCCAUGGGAUCGGUUUCUGCUCCAGCUCCAGCUCAUUUAUUGAAAUCAACAACUUUAUCAUCAUCAGCUCUCGUUGGAUCAAAUGUACCGGUAUCAAAGAAUGCUACAACAAGUGGCGAUAUUAAACGGACGACAGUGGGAAGUAAAAGUUGCAAUGUUACUGUCUCGCCUUCUACGCUGCAGUAUCAGCAUCAUCCUCAUCGUCCUCAUCGUACCAAGACUCAACGUUUGCCAACGACUAUUUCACUGGAAAAUGAGCUUUCACAUGGUUUAGAUGUGCUCGAGGCACUUUUGUCCACUCGCAGCGUCACGGGCUCAUCAUCUUCCAUUUGUAAACACGUUGUGUUUCGGCCGAUAGGUGCAUUGAAUGGGGUGCUACGCAGUAUUGGAACCGAUUUGAGGUCGGGAAAACAAUAUGCACGAGCGAGCGUCGUCCUCCCCGUAUCAUCGGAAGUGGCGGCAAUCUUGCUCGCUGACCAUGCGCGUCGUGCUGAAUGGGACGUUCACUUUCCACAAUCAUCGCACGUAGCCACCUUUGACGACGCGACGGAUCUUGUGCAUUUGUCAAGUGGAAGCUUUGCACAAGUUCAGCGGACAAAACCUUUUGUUGCACCUCAUGUUGCUGCCACGGCGUGUGCCUUAUGUGCUGUAUUUUUCGCGAGUACUGCAUCGUGGGGAGCGUUAUUGACUGCUAUGGUAUACGCAGCCGCUAUUGGCGGUAUUGUAAGCAGCAUUGAUUACAGUGCAUUAACGGCACCCCGUGAUCUCGUGCUUUUGCGUCACAUACGCGAGUCGGCUGUGCCUGAUUCACAGGAUUCAGGCGAGGAAAAGUCGGUGGACGAGAUGGGUCAAUCUGUGGUACUUAUGCUGGAAAAGUGUGUGGCCAACGAGCUAAAACCAGUUAUUCCAGGAACUGUGCGCGCACACAUAGGAUUAAGUGGUUGGUUGCUGGAGCCGGUUGCUUCAGGUCACGCCACACUGGCCACUUAUAUCACCGACUUGGAUAUGCGGGGGUGGUUAUCACCUUUAACGCGGCAAAGUUUCUUGCUCUCGCGCCUGGACUGCGUAUCUGUUCUGAGUGAAUACGUCAAUCAAGCGCAGCUGUGCGGGUCGGAACUUGGGUUUGGUGGUGGUUUGGACGAAGAUGGCACCGGUGAUUACGAAACUGGAAGCGUUGGAUACAAAGACACUAGCGAAGGAAGCUGUCUUGGAGACGUAGCAGACGGCGAGUCAUCUGCAAUAUUUCACCCAAAGACGUAUAUGCGUGGCAUGAUGCCGUUACCCAGCGGCGGUCUAAAGUUGAUUGACAAAGAAAUCGCGAAAAAGCAGGGUGGCGUGGUAAAGGAUGUGAUCAAAUCUGCUGGAGCAAAGAUCCUGGAGGGCAAGUCAGCUGUUAGUCUGUCACUGCCUGUGCGUAUUUUUGAACCUCGUACCAAUCUGGAACGUGUGUGCGAUUUAAUGUUGUAUGCGCCGACGUUUUUGAACGUUGCGUAUGCGGAGAAGGAUGCGAUGGAACGCUUCAAGUACGUCAUAACAUUUGCAGUCGCUGGGUUGCACCACAGUAUUGGACAACUGAAGCCAUUCAAUCCAAUACUGGGUGAGACGUUUCAGUCGACGCUGAAUGAUGGAACUGAUGUAAGUUGUGAACACACGAGCCAUCACCCGCCAAUUAGUAACUUCCAGCUCACUGGUGAGAAGUAUUGCAUCGCUGGAUUUGUACUUUGGCACGCUAGUAUGAGCGUGAAAUCCAACGCUAUGCUCAACACAAACAAGGGACCUGUUCGCGUUACGUUCCCUGACGCUGAAGGUCUUCCUGGAACGACCAUUGAAUAUAACCUGCCGUACUUGCAAAUUGGUGGUCUGCUCUGGGGAGACCGUACGGUUGACAUCAUGGGGAACAUGAUGUUUGAAGACAAGAAGAACCACCUGCAGUGUGAGCUGCGCCUGAAUCCGGAUGCGAAGUCUGGUAUGGGUGGUAUGUUUUCGAGCUCAAAGACACCCACGGACUCAUUUCGCGGGGUGGUCUUGGACACAUCAGUGUCACCUCCGCGAGAAAUAUGUGACGUCUCUGGUUCAUGGCUGCACGACCUCGUCUUUGGUAACAAGACAUACUGGAGCAUCGAGAAGUACCAGAGUGGCUGCAUGAUGCCGUACCCUGAAGAUAAGAUUUUGGCAUCUGACUCCCGACACCGCGAGGAUCUACACUAUCUGGCAGCAGGCGACUUGGAUGAAUCGCAAGAGUGGAAGGUGAAGUUGGAGGUCCUGCAGCGCGCUGACCGCAAGGCGCGCCUGGAUGGCCGACGUCCCAACCACUGGUCUUACCGCAGUUCUCCUGGUCAUUAA